Messenger RNA from Staurois parvus, 266 nucleotides. Lineage: Eukaryota; Metazoa; Chordata; Amphibia; Anura; Ranidae. The record is from the annotation of a GenBank genome assembly.
AUGACCACCAAGGAAAGGAUCAUUCCUUCUAUUGACAACCAAUGUAAUGGCAUUCUUCCCCUGGACCACUAAUGCAAGGAGGCAUUUUCCUUCUGACUAUCAAUUUAGGUGCAUUCUUCAAACUGACCACCAAUAUAAGGGGAGCAUUCUUCUCACUGACCACCAAUGUAAGGAGCAUUCUUCCCACUGACCACCAAUGUAAGGAACAUUCUUCCCACUGACCACCAAUGUAAGGAACAGUCUUCCCACUGACCACCAAUGUAAGG